UUAUACAUAGGUCUAUCAAUAGCAACACUGUGUCGUAGACCUCUCCCAGGAAAUGGCGAUAUUCAUGUUAUUCGUCUUUUUGGUGCUUGCCUCGGCAGAGUGUUUACAGUUUAGCGGAAACAGUUACCGGUUUUAUCCCGGCCCGUCCACUUGGAAAGAUGCCACAUCAGUCUGCCUCAGUACUAAUGGGUCCUUGCUCAAUUUCAAGACGGCGGCCGAACAAGAUUUCAUUGAGGGGAUAUUGAAGAAACAGAAUGUUAAGGAGGUGUGGACUGCGGGACAUUUCGCCAAUGCAUUUUGGCAUUGGAGUCGAAAUCUGUGGGGUCUAAAAGGACAGGGGUGUUACGAUGACGACUGCGGGGUCUGUUAUUUUGACAGACAUGAUUUGGAUGCCGCACAGGCCCCAUCACAGUCUUUCAUGAGUGUGGAGUUCUGCACUACGUUCUGCAGAAAAAAGAAGUAUGAUUACUGUGGACUACAGUCCGGCUCUAUUUGUUACUGUGGUGGUAACGGUGCUACAUUCGGGAAGAGGGGACCAGCCUCCGGGUGUAACCAGCCCUGCUUUAAUAACGCUGCCUACAUGUGCGGAGGGGCUGCCAAGAACUCCAUUUACUCGACAAGAGAGAAUGCCUAUUCCGCUUGGUGGAACUACCACCCUGAGAGCACGCGUAAGCAGUGCGCUGCCAUGACGUCGGAACACGAGUACCAGUGGUUGGAAGAUAACUGCUUCACGCAGAAAGCAUACAUUUGCCAACAGGAUAUGUUGAACGUUUCUGACGUCUGCCGCUUUCAAGCGCUCUCCUACCAGUUCUGCGUGAGCAUCAGCAAGCCUGGCGAAACAGCCAAUUGGUUCCAGGCCCGCGAGAAGUGCUCAACGCUUGGACCUGAUGUUGACCUUGCGACGCUUGAUCAGAAGCACAAGCAGAGAGCCAUGAAGGACUAUCUUGCCAAAACACUCGGCAUAGCGAAAGACUUCUGGAUCGGCGCAACGAGGAAUCAGCUCCUGUGGAACCUUGACGGCAAGAUGCACAAAUACUCUAAAGUCUACGUCUCCCGAUUCGACAGUUCGUCUACCUUUGCUGAGCGUGGCAACCUUCUGUUUUACGAGACCAAGGAUGGCUACAGGUUGAAGGACGCGAAUGAUGACGAAAAGGCUACUGCUGGUUUCGUAUGUCAAAAUGAUUUGCCAACAACCACCGCGUCACCGGCGACAACCUCGACGGUAUCUCCAAGAGCUAUUGUCACAUCUGAUCAACCUUUUAUACCAACAACUGUUGAAACCACACCAACGACGACCACGACCAUCGCCACGACAGAAGCGACCGAGGCUUCCACAACCUCACUGGGUAGUGGCUCAGGAAACGCAAUGGGACAAGGCGGAGGUACCGCUGCUGAUGACCACGUAAUGCUGGCUGUUUACGUGGCGUGCGGAGGCGGGGUGCUUCUCAUUGUUCUUGUGACCAUAGCCAUCGUAAUUGCAAAGAAGAAGAGGAAGCCACCGGCGGAGAAGAUAUUCAAAGUAAACUACGCACCGAGCAUUCAGGACUUGAACCGCAGGUCGACUAACAUCGUAGAUGGCAGUGUCACGAUUCAGGCGGCGGAGAGCAACAUUUACACCGACCCUGCAACCAUCAUGCAAAGUGGGGUCCAGGGGGCGCUGUAUGAUAACACCGACGACCACAAGAGGGAGCAGGUGACAAAUAAAGCCCGGAUGCGAGCUAUCAAGGAGGGCAUGUAUGACGUCCCAAAGCCCCGGUUAAGUGCAAUCCCGGCAGCACCAGAGCCUUCUGGGAUUGACGACAGGAAACCGGCGCCACUCCCUGCCUGUCAAGCAAUCAAGAUGGAUGAGUUAAACAAAGGUGUUGACUCUACCAAGGAUACUCAGCCAAUCUACGCGAUGGAGGACAACUCCACGGAGUAUUCGUACGCGUAUGGUGGUUUCAUGGGGCCGUCUGAGCCCGAGGCGGGGAACGUGUCUGGUGGAAACACGUCGUACGAAAAACUAGUGAACUAGAAAGCAUUUGUGAACUACAAACCAUGUUGCCCCUCCCCCCGAGGGUUGUCUUACUAUUUAUCCCUCAAAUUGGGCACUUGCUAUCAUUUGAAAAAAUCCAACAUUCCUCAGUCCCCGAUUAAAACCUCCUUUUCCUUAUACGUUU
Molecule: messenger RNA, 2159 nt
Organism: Lineus longissimus
Lineage: Eukaryota; Metazoa; Nemertea; Pilidiophora; Heteronemertea; Lineidae
Exons: 10
Coding region: 53-2014 (653 amino acids)
Cellular component (GO): plasma membrane
Source: RefSeq, a predicted model, not a curated record